AUCACAGCAACCCAAGCGUGCCACACGAAAUUUUGAAUAAAACUUCUGUAUAUUUCAAAAUAAUAUACUGUAUACGCUGGAGACAAAAUAAAAGUCGAAUGAAAUGGAAAACUAACAGGUAUUCAUAAAAUCCUGGAUUUGGGAUAAGAAAAAUAGUGAAGCCUACGAUGAAUAUGGACAGUUUUCAUUUUUUAGAUUCUUCAUCCAAACCAUGAUGCUACUAGGGGUCAUUCAGAUUGUCAGAGUGUAUGGCAAUAUAGAUGAAGAAAGCGGGGUAAUUAACAGUGGGUCUGGCGCGCAAAGUGGCAAUUGGGUGGAACCUUCAUCGGGUAUGCUUGGCGAUGAAAUAAUGCCUCUUUCAAAUGUUGAAAACUUUGAAGAAAACAAUGACGGUGUGGAGAAACGAGGCAAAAUAGAAAGAGUUGAAGCUGUCAAAACUGGAGCAAAGAGGAUUUGGCAAUAUAUACACCCUUAUUACCAUUGGGCGAAUACACAACCGGCACCGCCAAAACCACUGGUACAUACCGUACAGGAUGGGCAGUGCUUUGAUGAGAAUUCGCUUUGUGACGUUGGUCACGAUGAGCAAUGCUGUGGCCAUGCAUCGUACUGUGUGGACUAUUGGGGUGUUGGCAAAUGCCUUGCCUAUAAACAGCCUGAUAUUUACGACAAGCUACUUCCUGUAAGAAUGCACCGAAACAACAUGUAUAAAGCGUACAUGCGAAAGAUGCAGUAUCUCGCAGCAGCAGGCAAAUGA
Rhopilema esculentum is the source of this 754-nucleotide messenger RNA. The record is from RefSeq and is a predicted model, not a curated record. Lineage: Eukaryota; Metazoa; Cnidaria; Scyphozoa; Rhizostomeae; Rhizostomatidae.